This is a messenger RNA of Boleophthalmus pectinirostris (great blue-spotted mudskipper), 2683 nucleotides long. RefSeq names its product dehydrogenase/reductase (SDR family) member 7B (gene dhrs7b). Gene Ontology annotation, molecular function: oxidoreductase activity. Bases 211 to 1170 code for a protein of 319 amino acids. The transcript is spliced from 7 exons. Lineage: Eukaryota; Metazoa; Chordata; Actinopteri; Gobiiformes; Gobiidae. The record is from RefSeq and is a predicted model, not a curated record. Gene Ontology annotation, cellular component: membrane.
AUAUUUCCUCAAAACUACAAUAUAUUAAGUAUAUUUUAUGAACUAGACUAAAAAACAUGCUAAAGUAUCGUCGACAGCUUGAGUGCAGACGGACUACAUUUCCCAUAAUCCUUAGCCAAACAUGGGAUCACGUGUUUCCGCUUGGAACCCGGCGACACGGAAGCGGGCACGUUUAUUUUUCCAUUUCACUGGUUGCUUGUGGGUAUCACCAUGGACCUUGUAUCUGGAGUUGGAGGAAGAACAUUUCAUAUAUUUUGUGCUAGCGUUGGAUUACUGCUGCUCUACCGCUUAAUUCUGCGCCUCAGAUCUGGGACUUCUCUCCAAGAUGCUGUGGUGGUCAUCACUGGCGCCAGUUCAGGGCUAGGAAAAGAAUGUGCACAGGUGUUUCAUUCUGCAGGUGCAUGUCUUGUGUUGUGUGGGAGAGAUGCGUCCCGUUUGCAGCAGGUUAUACAGGAACUGACAUCCAGCUCACCACAAAAGCAGAUGAAGGUGAUGAGUUUCACACACCCUCCCAAAAUUGUCGUGUUUGAUUUAGCUGACUCAAACACCGUGGGCAGAGCCGCAGAUGAGAUCCUCGCCUGUUACGGACACGUAGACGUUCUUAUAAACAACGCCGGCAUCAGCUACCGUGGCAACAUUCUGGACACUCAACUAUCUGUUCAGCGGGAUGUCAUGGAAACUAAUUACUUCGGGCCGGUCGCUCUCACUCAAGCUCUUCUGCCCUCGAUGGUCCAGCGUCGCAGUGGCCAUAUCGUGGUCAUCAGCAGUGUUCAAGGCAAGAUAGCCAUUCCGUACAGAUCUGCUUAUGCAGCCUCAAAGCACGCCACACAGGCUUACUUUGACUGCCUACGAGCUGAAAUCGACCAGUAUGGGAUCCCUGUUACUGUGAUUAGUCCUGGGUACAUAAGGACCAAUUUAUCAAUCAAUGCUGUCACGGGAGAUGGGACCAAACAUGGAGUGUUGGACAAGACCACUGCCGCAGGUUGGGAGCCCAGAGACGUGGCACAGGCUGUGUUGAGAGCGGUCAGUCUUAAAAGCAAAGACGUCAUACUGGCUGGACCCACCCCUACUCUCGCCAUUUAUCUACGGACGCUGUGGCCAGCCCUCUUCUUUAAAAUCAUGUCCUCUCGAGCUCGCAAAGAACAAAAGAGUACGCACAAAAAUGAGUGAAAGUGGACACAAUGCUAAAGUGUAAUGUAAGAUUUACCUAGAGCUUGAUGUAAAAAAUUUUUUUGCUGCUUUUGUUAUGGCGUUCACAAUUUAAUGUGAUGUGUGGUGUCAUAAUUUCAGUUGGAGGGCAGAGUCCUUUUGAAAUGUUGUUAAAAUGUUGUAACCUCUUCAACAACAUACCUGUAGCGCUGUUUUUUCAUUCAAAAGUUUGAGUAAUCUUUUAAUAUCAGUCUGUCCACAUCUCUAAAGCUCAAAAUGCUCUGUUCCACCUUGUGAUGUCAUGAAGCACUAGUUUUCAAGUUCCACAGCUACCUUUUACUUUUUGUUUAUUAGACUGGCACUUCCAGAGCUGAAAAUAUCCAAAUUAUUCCUGUAUAACUGCAUCGCAUGAACUCUGCCUAAAUAAACAGGGUUUGUAUUCAAUGUGUGAAUGAAACAAAACACAACUCUGGGUUUGUUUCUGAAGAUGAAAUAACACUGAAUAAUAUGGGCCCUUUAAUAUUUCAAUAACUCUGUGGGGCAUUUUUAGAAAAUCUAUCUAGGCCAACAUUGAACCCAUUUGCAUUUUUGUUUGGGAUUGGAUUCAUACGUUUACAAUAGUAAAUAUAGUUUAUUUUUGCUAAUAGAGAAGGCAUUAAACUUUGUGCCAGUUUUUGUUUCAUGUGGAUCGGCCCAGUAUUUAUAGAUAUGAAUCAUGAGCUAGAACGAGUUUCGAACUCAAAUUCACAGAGGGCCGAAAUUAAAAACUGGGACUAAGUCGUGGGCCAAACUAAAUAUUUAUUGAAAAAUUCUGCAUGUUUUCUUUUUCAAGAUAUGUAAUGUUAAACCUUUUUCUCAUUAAAAUAAAUGUUUAGUAAUAGCUUUGCUUAAACACAGAAUCCAGAACAAGCAUAAUAUAAUAACAAAAUUUUAAAUGAAUAAUGUCUCUAGAGCCUAUCUGUAGCCGGAGGACAGGCUCCAAUAAAUAUCUGAUAUGAUCUCACAGGUCAAAUAUAAUUAUAUCGUGGGCCUGAGUUUGACAUGUCUGAGCUGGAAUAUCUGCAUUUUGACAGGCAAAUUCUAUCAGAGAUUCUGCCCUCAUCAUCUUUAAACUAUGGGUGUUACUGAAAGUUGAAAGACUGGAUAAGGCUGAAAGUUGAAAGACAGUUAUGACCUGAAACUCAGUGAUUUCACCAACAAGAAUGUUACUGUAAGCAUAUCCUUUUGAAUGUGUCUUAGUAAAUGUUUUAUCUUUAUUUUAUACAUGUCUGGCCAUGCUAAAUUACAUAACAAUAUGCCAGACGGCCAUCCUUAACCUCUAUUAAAUAUGUAACGAGCCAUCGGGGUUAAUGAAUUACAAUUAGUGCCAGCCAGAAAAUGGAAAUCUUCCUGCAUUUGCAUGGUAGUUUGUGUAAUAGUCAAAUCUUGAGGACUUCAUUUCAUUGUGGUUUAUCCAGGACUAGCUUUUGAAUAAAUUUGUCUUUGUUUUAUUUAUUUAAAUGUGUAAUAAAUCUUUAAGCCAUGUAAGACACAA